Camelina sativa (false flax) is the source of this 945-nucleotide messenger RNA. The record is from RefSeq and is a predicted model, not a curated record. Lineage: Eukaryota; Viridiplantae; Streptophyta; Magnoliopsida; Brassicales; Brassicaceae.
AUGUGGAUCUAUGGUACGAUCUCACCUUCCCUCCUUGACACGGUUCUGAAAUCUCGGUGUACUGCUCGCGAACUGUGGAUCACGAUUGAAAACAUGUUCCCUGACAAUAAGGAGGCUCGCGCAAUUCAACUGGAAAACGAACUGCGUUCCUUCACGAUUGGUGAUCUCUCGAUGCAUGAUUACUGCCAAAAACUCAAAUCUUUGUCGGAUCUGCUUGCUAAUGUUGAUUCUCCUGUCUCUGAGCGUGCGAUGGUGAUGCAUAUGCUCAAUGGUCUUUCUGAAAAGUUUGAUAACAUUCACAAUGUUAUCCAACACAAGUCCCCAUUUCCAUCCUUUGCUGCUGCUAGGUCCAUGUUGAUUCUCAAAGAGGAGCGUCUCAACAAACCCUCCAAACCAGCAACACCUGCUCCUCUAGAUCAUUCUACACCUCACUUACUUUACACCAGCACGAGUCCUACAGCGCCAUCUCCGGAUCCUGACACCGCCAACCGCUCUUACAAUCAGCAGCCCUACCCGUCUUCGCUCAAUCAUGGUCACCAAAACAGAGGUCGUGGUCGUGGACGCAAUAACAACUAUCGUGGUCGCGGUCGGCACAACACAUCAUGGAGACCGCAACACUCUUCGUACUUUCCUGCUCCGCCUCAACAACAACAGUGGCAUCCGCAAUCAUGGGCUCCAAACCCACAGCACUGCCGUUCAUCUCCAAUGGCGUAUCAUGUUUCCACUGCUCUGCCUUCCAAAGCAAACAUUCUUGGACCGUAUCACCCAACUGUACCAACCGGUCCACAAAUGCCGACGAUUAUCCCGUCAAACAUUUCACAAGCGUUUGGUACCAUGACACUUCAGAAUCCGCAAGAUUCCAACUGGUAUAUGGAUACCGGUGCUACGGGACACAUCACUUCGGAGCCAGGACUUGAGCACCCGAAAACCUCUACUCCGAUGUAA